AUGCCCAGAACCACAACCACCGCCCGCCACAGCCCGCCAAAAGAGCCCACACCCCGGCCCUCUCUCCUCACCCAGAGCCCGAACGCACACCCACCCCCGAACUCCACCCAAUCGUCCACUCCCCCCCUCCGCCUCCCUCCGCACUUCACCACCCUCGGCGCCGGCCUCCUCCACGCCACGCACCCCCGCGAGCCGCCAGCAACCCUCCACACCCACCUCCUCGGCGCGCCGCCGUCCCGCCUGGCAAACAGGGACCGCCCCAAGACGUGGUGGCGCGCGCAGUGCCUGCUGUACGGGCUCGACGCGCCAGAGAAAGCUACUAUCGCCCGCUUGCGCGGCACGCUGCAGCGGGCGCUGCGGAGCGCGGGGGGGGCUGCGCGUGCCAAGGGAGUUGGCGGAGGUGGAGGAGAGGCGGUUUCGGGCGUUGAAUGCGGGGAGGAGGGAGCGUGCUGCGAGGAGUGA
Morchella sextelata is the source of this 462-nucleotide messenger RNA. RefSeq lists its product as uncharacterized. The transcript is spliced from 2 exons. NCBI's taxonomy places the organism in Eukaryota, Fungi, Ascomycota, Pezizomycetes, Pezizales, Morchellaceae. Bases 1 to 462 code for a protein of 153 amino acids. The record is from RefSeq and is a predicted model, not a curated record.